Messenger RNA from Scleropages formosus (Asian bonytongue), 1278 nucleotides. RefSeq names its product transmembrane p24 trafficking protein 10 (gene tmed10). The transcript is spliced from 5 exons. The coding region runs from base 69 to 689 and encodes 206 amino acids. NCBI's taxonomy places the organism in Eukaryota, Metazoa, Chordata, Actinopteri, Osteoglossiformes, Osteoglossidae. The record is from RefSeq and is a predicted model, not a curated record.
UCCGCACUACGCGGCGCGCGCGAGCUCGCGCAGCCUCCGCUGUUUGUGUCCGCCUUGCAGGAGCUGCUAUGUCUCGGUUCCGUACGUUGCUGCUUCUGCCGGUUCUCUUCGAGGCGGCCUUUUCAAUUUCUUUCUUUUUACCGGUAAACUCCCGCAAAUGUUUACGGGAGGAAAUCCACAAAGACGUGCUGGUGACCGGGGAGUACGAUGUUAACGAGCAGUCGAACACGAAGACCAACCUGAAGAUAACAGACUCCACUGGCCACAUUCUCUAUUCAAAAGAAGAAGCAGCAAAAGGAAAGUUUGCUUUCACAACAGAGGAUUAUGACAUGUUUGAAGUUUGCUUUGAGAGUAAAUCACCAAUGGGAACUGGGCGGGUCCCAGACCAGCUGGUCAAUUUAGAGAUGAAGCAUGGGGUGGAGGCAAAGAAUUAUGAGGAGAUCGCCAAGGUUGAGAAGUUGAAGCCCUUGGAAGUUGAGCUGCGGCGGCUAGAGGAUCUGUCUGAAUCCAUCGUGAAUGAUUUUGCCUACAUGAAGAAGCGCGAGGAGGAGAUGAGAGACACCAAUGAGUCCACGAACACACGCGUCCUGUACUUCAGCAUCUUCUCCAUGUGCUGCCUGAUUGGCCUGGCCACCUGGCAGGUCUUCUACUUGCGCCGCUUCUUCAAGGCAAAGAAGCUCAUUGAGUAAAGAGACAUGUAAAUGCAAGGGGAGCAGUAGACCGGGGUGGCCCCAGCAGGUCACUGCCCACAGGUGGAGCUGGGGGCUGCUAUCUAGUUUUGGGGAGCGGGAAAUAAUUGAAGGGAUUUUAGAACACACCGGUGUUAUGUGCACCAUCUGAUCUGGAUUCUCUUUCCCACAGAAAAGCAUCUAAUUUAUUUCACUGAAGUGCAGCUUUUUUCCUGGCUGUUCUUACAUUGACAUUGAAAUGAUUUUUGAUGUUUCUAGCCAGCAAAGCUGUCAUGCAAAGUGUAUGGAUGAGUACAAAUGACCUGCUGCAGCCUUCAUCCAUUUCAUGGUUUUAUUGAUGUUUAAAAAGGCGUUAGUGGUGUAACUACAAAUUGCUUAUUGAUGCAGAGAUGGCUACAACACCUGGACCAUUAACUAAAUAUUAAAAUGUCAGACUGGAAGGAAUGCUUAUAUAAGAUAUGUCCUACAUUUUCUUUUACUGAGUUUAUGAGGUGUUAAAUGGAGACAAAAAAAUGCUCUCACCCAGUUCCCUGCAUAAUUGUUAAAUCUGUACUUUUCAGAUCCUUCUUCAAAAAGUUUGAUGCCUGUU